Carassius gibelio (silver crucian carp) is the source of this 4958-nucleotide messenger RNA. RefSeq names its product transmembrane protein 169. The transcript is spliced from 6 exons. The record is from RefSeq and is a predicted model, not a curated record. Lineage: Eukaryota; Metazoa; Chordata; Actinopteri; Cypriniformes; Cyprinidae. The coding region runs from base 1412 to 2284 and encodes 290 amino acids.
GAUUUUGCUUCACGGUCCGUCUCGUCACAGACGUGGCUACGUCUAGUGUAUUUAAUUUUGAGAGAAACAAUAAUAUCCACAUGCUCAGCCACACAGGAGUUGCCAGAGCAGUGGUGGACAGCCUGACCAAGAGCCUGGCUAUUGAGUGGAUUGACAGCGGGGUCCAGAUCAACUCUGUGGCUCCGGGAACUAUAUUCUCCAAAACUGCAAUGGAAAUCUACAAAGAUGUUGGCCCAUCAAUGCUUAAGAUGCCAGCGCCAUUUAGUCUGGCUUAAAGACUCUGUGUUCCUGAGGAGGAAACGUAUGAUGUUGAGCUGCCAGUUGCAGUACAUUACUAGAUCAACCCUGAAACGUGAUGCAGGACAGAGCCUCUACCACUCGGUGUGGGAAAUACCAGGUACCCAUUUCCUGGCCAGAUGAUGGCAUAAUACAUGCUGUUAUUGCGAAAUCAAAAACGGAUGUUGACUCUUAUUAUUUGAGUAUGCAAACGCUUUCUGUUUCAGUUUCUCUCCAAUCAGAUCACACUACCUGGCCUCCAGCCCCAGAGGGAGAAAAUACAGACAUGUUUAGAGAAAUCAUGGCCAUAACCAAAUCCAAGCUGUGAAUAACAAAACAAGUCUAGACCGUCAAACAGCUGCUCUUCCUCACAGUGUGGGUGUACCACAAAUGUUUUUGUUUUGUCUUGUUUUUUGCUAGGAAUUGACUGUGGCCUUUAAAUGAUGCCCACUGAAUUGCAUCAUUCUCAUAGUAAAAUGGAACUCUAAUAGUUCUUUCAGAAUUGUUUAAUCAAUGUAAAUAUGUGUAAUAAUAUGAUAUUGUGAAUGUUUGUAAUUGUAAGAUUUCUAUUAUAUACAGUAGGUACGGAAAGUAUUCAGACCCCCUUAAAUUUUUCACUGUUUGUUAUAUUGCAGCCAUUUGCUAAAAUCAUUUAAGUAUUUGUUUCCCCCUCAUUAAUGUACACAUAGCAACCCAUAUUGACAGAAAAACACAGAAUUGUUGCAAUUUUUGAAGAUUUAUUAAAAAAGAAAAACUGAAAUAUCACAUGGUCCUAAGUAUUCAGUGGGAAUAAAUGAUUAAUCAGAUUUUCUGGCAUCUUACUCGGAGUUGGGUUGCUAGGCAGAGCUCUGCAUUAAGCGAGCACGCGCACGCCGCUGAUUGGCCAAACAUUGGCAUUAGCGGCGCGAGGGGGGAUGCGCUGUCUUCUGCGUGGCACUCUCGUAAAGAAUAAACACCGCGCUAAAAUGUUACACAUGGUGAGGACUUGCAGACAAUAAACUGAAUAAUCUAACGACCUCUACUUUUGUUUGGGAGUUUAUUCGAGAAGGAAACCUCUUGAAAGAUUGAUUGACACACCAAGCAGGUGUGUCCAGCUGCAUACUGACAUCAUAGGAGUCUCUCUGGCUUCACAGUCAUGAGUGAAGGGGCAUCUGGAGACAUCACUGGUCUGGAGCUGGAGGGAGCGACUGGGACAGAGGAGACCCCAGUGAACACGCUCCAGAGGUCAGCAGAGGAGGAGGGAACCACCACCAGGAGGAAAAAGAAGAAGAAAAAGAAAGAGAUUGUCUACCGCUCUGACCUGGAGGUGGAGGAUGCUGGGGAGGGAACCUCGGCAGAUGUGGACGGAAGCUUUAGUCCUGGACUUUACGAAGAUGAAGAGGAUAUCCCUCCUGACAGCCGUUACGUGACCCUGGCUGGCACCAUCACACGGGGAAAGCGGAAAGGCCAAAUGGUAGACAUCUAUAUGACGCUUACAGACAAAGAGCUGAGAGACAUUGCACGCUCCAAAGAGCGUCUAGAUGCAGAAUGUGAUGGGGCUGCAGAAGCCAAGCAAAAACCCUGCGCGCUGGGGGUCAGCCAGGGCCCUCAUGUUCUCCUCUGGAGCCUUUCCUGCUCUCCAUUCGUCUUCUUUCUCUCCUUCAUCACAUUGUUUUACUAUGGAACGCUCACCUGGUACAAUGUCUUCCUGGUUUACAAUGAGGAACGCAGCUUUUUGCACAAAAUCACGGUGUGUCCCUUGCUCAUUCUGUUAUACCCAGUGCUGAUCAUGACGUUGUGUGUUUGUAUGGGGGUGUAUGCCGCCUUGACCCAGCUCUCCUGGGUUUUUGGAGAAUGGUGGCUGGCGGUGAGGGACCUGGAGAAGGGCUUCUGUGGGUGGAUUUGUGGGAAGCUGGGGUUGGAGGACUGCGCCCCAUACAAUGUGGUUGAGCUGCUGGACUCUGACACUCUGUCCGGGACCCUCCAGGAUAAGAGGAUGGAAGAUGCUGAGAACACUUCUACUUUGUGAACUUGAAAAGAAGGAAUCAUUUUCGACAGCAUUUAACUUGUUUUCAAACCCGAGCAAUCAUAUUCAUUUUGUGAUAAUUCACCCAACAAAUAAAAACUCACCCCUAAUGUGUUCCAAACCUUUUGUGUGGAACACAAAAUAAGAUAUUUUGAACACUGUUGAUAACCAAACCACAGUUUUAUAGAUGUGUACAUGCUGAUAGAGAAUUAUCAAUUAAUUAGUUAGAAACAUAUUUUGUUUUGGCUGUUUAUUGUAAAAUAUCAUAAAACAAUGAAAUAUGGGGCCACGUUACUCUAAGAAUUCAGAACACUAUCUUUCCAUAUCCAAUCAAAAAAAAAAAAAAGAAAUAAUGGAGGUUAAGCAUAAGCUUAAAGGAUUAGUUUUCCCAAAAAUGAAAAUUAGCCUGUGUUUUACUCACCCUCAAAGCAUCCUAGUUAUAUGUGACUUUCUUCUUUCAGACGAAUCCAAUCAGAGUUAAAUUAAAUAUUGUCUUGGCCCCUCCAAGCCUUUCAAUGGGGGUAAGACGGUGUUGGUUAUCAACAAUCCAAAAUCCUCAAAUCUGGCUCACGUAAAUUUAACUCCAACCCUAAUCCAACAAACCCCAUCUGUGAUUUACUAAAGAUCCUGAAGACAUUGGUUAGCUUGAUAAAAUGAAGGAGUUAGAGUUAAACUCUGCAGGAAAGUGGAUCUCGCGAGCAAGAUUUGAGGAUCACUGGUCCAAAAGAUGUGAAAUAAAGUGGGAAAAUCCGUAAUAAAACAACCCUCACAGGGCUCUGGGGAGUGAAUAAAGGCCUCCCGCAAUGAAUCCGGGUGUUUUUGUAAGAUAAAUAUCCAUAUUUUAAAAAUAAUAAACAUUUUUAACGGAAGCCAUUCUGGGUGGAUGAUGAAAGACGCCAGCGUUGGAUGAUUAGUGAUGAACGUGGAGACAAAACAAAACACCGGUCAUGAACUAGAAGCACAAAACAAAGAUUUUUAAAGGAAAAUCUAGGAGAAUUUCAAUAUACUGAAAGCCAAGAGGAGACUGGUUUUUCUUUUGCUAAAGUAAGGAAACUUUGUUUCCUUCGCUCCUUCAUUUCUCAGAGGCAAGAGACGUGUCCUAUACCAUCCACCGGCAUGCCUUCUGGGUACGACAGUCAAAAAAGUGUUUAUUACAUUUGAAAUAUGGAUAUUUAUCUUACAAAAAUGCAUGGAUUCGCCACAGAAGGCCUAUAUUCAUCCCCCGGAGCCGUGUGAAGGACAUUUUAUUACGGAUGCACUGCACACACUUUAUUUCACGUGUUCUGAACUGUUGACAACCAACACAUGCUUGCCCUCAUUGAAAGGCUUGGAGGGGCCAGGACCAUUAUUAAUAUAACUCAGACUGGAUUUGUCUGAAAGAAGUUUCUUGAACAUGACAAUGAGUUCACUUUACUCAAAUGGCCUCCACAGUUACCAGAUCUCAACCCAAUAGAGCAGCUUUGGGAUGUGGUGGAACGAGAGACUUGCAUCAUGGAUGUGCAACCGACAAAUCUGCAACUGCGUGAUGCUGUCAUGUCAAUAUGGAAUGUCACCAUAACCUUGCUGAAUCUAUGCCACAAAGAAUUAAGGCAAUUCAGAAGGCAAAAGAGAGUCCAUAUAUAUAUAUCAUGCUACGUGUUAGGCUAACCAAGAGUUGUCAUUAGUUUAUAUCCAAGUAUGGGUCCCAAAUUACUGAAUUGCUGUGUUUGAAACAGUGUAAUGCUUUGCAUUUCCACAGAUGUUACAACAAUGGUGCUAUAAUAGUGCUCACCAAGGAUAUCAGCCAUUAAAAACUACAGACUGAUUUACAAGCAUUAAGGAUAAUGGCUUAGUUGUCCCAGAAGAUCAUCUUACAUUUCAAAAACCUUUUAAGAGGACAUUCACAGAUUAUUAGAUGAUACAUUUACUUCAGAUGGGGUGGUUUCUGGUUCUCAUAUUGCACCUCAAAAACUCAACUCCAAUAUAUAGUUCAGCUCUGAGGAAGAGGUAUGAAUAACAGCAGUCAUUUCCUCUUCAUAUACAAUCAUCAUUUAAAAUCUAUUGUUUAUGUAGGCAUACUGUUGUACUGUAUAAUUUCUAAAUGUAGGCUUAUUCCCCAUAAAGUGUGUAACUCUGCAUCUCUCUUAGCUGAGAUCUAUGCAUCUGAUCUGAAUAAUCUGUAAUAUGUGAAGAAAAAUGUAAAAUCCCUAAAGACAAAAUUGCUCUAGGGUUGUACAUUUAUAUCUGAAAUAUUGCAAUUAUGCAGUUAUUAAAAGCCUUUAGAUUAUUGUAUUUUAUCUGCAAAUGAGCAGCUUUGAUAUAAACUGACUUUUGAAGGGGUUAUUGUAAUCAUCAGUAGCUUCAGUCUGUUGCACAAGAGAUUAUUGCUUUUUUUUUUUCUUUAUCUUUGGGGACUUUUACAACUGCCUUGCUAUACAAAUAAAGACACUCCUCAUGCUGCUCAUAUUACAAGACCUUGACAUGUCUUUUAGCAUUUAGGCCAGCCUUAAAAAUGUUACACAAACAACACUUGAAUGGCAUUAUGAAUUAUUGUCUCCUGGCACAAAAUAGCCUGUUAACUUCAAACAUGGUCUCAAAGCACAAACUUUAUUUUUACAUCAUAAACUAAUUAAAUUGUUUACAUCAUAAACAUAUUUAAUUGUUAACAAUUUCUAAUAAAGAAUUUUUCGUUUGUUGU